This is a messenger RNA of Caenorhabditis angaria, 663 nucleotides long. The record is from the annotation of a GenBank genome assembly. NCBI's taxonomy places the organism in Eukaryota, Metazoa, Nematoda, Chromadorea, Rhabditida, Rhabditidae.
AUGAACUUGUUAAACCGCAAAAAUGAUCUCAAUGCCGAUAAGCCAAGUUCUUCCGCAUCAACAAAGAAACGAGCUGGGCGUCCGAAGAAUUCACUGGCUAAGCCAAAAAAGGUGGAGAAGAAAAUAGAAGUUGCCAGUGUUGGGACACGAAAUAGAAAAACAACUCGAAGAUAUUCUCCAUCUCUAUCAUCAGAGAAGAAGAUCGAGCAAGAAGAGCAGCGCGAAAUACACAACAGUUUCAAAAACAUUGGAAAAGUUGUGAAGGAAAUCAGCAAACGUUUGGAAAAAAGAGAUUUCGAAUGCCCUCAAUUCCCGGGAAUUGUUCCAACAGCUCAUAAGAAAAUGAUGAAGGCUCAAGGUAUGUUCUUUAUUUGAUAAACUCUGUAAGACCCUACAAAACCUUUGAGCAAAUUUGUAGUAGAUUUUAUGCACUUCACACAUUUUAUAUUUAAUUGCCACCUUUAAAAAAUUGAUUUUUUUUCAGCUGAGAAGGCAAAACUAGAAGGAUCUCAACCUAAGCCGGUUUCAAAGAAAGUUGUCGAAACUCCAAAUAAAAGCAAACCGGCUGGAUCUCAACGCAAGCUGGUUUCAAAACAAGUUGUCGAAACUCUAAAAAGAAGCGAACGAGCUCGACGUCCACCCAAAAAAUUAAUCGAUACAUGA